AUGACCCUCAGCAAGAAGAAGAAAAUAACAGCAUCCCAAAAGGAGAGGACAACUCUUCUACUUGGGAGGAAGUACAAGAGUCCAGCAAUAUACACAUCAAUCAGCAUAAGCACAACACUCCUUACAGAGCUGUUACAUACUGCUAUCAUUGCCAACGCUAAUCAACAAAUUACUAUUAAGAUGCUUUAUGGUGUUACUGGGAAGAAUCUCUUUAUUACCUCUAUUUAUGCAAAAUGUACUGCUUUUGAAAGAAAAGAUAUUUGGCUCAGUUUGGAGAAUGUUUAUCCUCAGGUUGAUGGACCUUGGUGUCUUGGUGGUGAUUUUAAUGUCAUACUUGAUCCUAUGGAUAAGCUUGGUGGAAAACCUCAUAGAAUGUAUAAGAGUAUGGAUUUCAACAGCUGCAUAGACAAUUGUGAGCUUAUUGAUUUGGGUAUGUGGGGCCAAGGUUCACUUUGUAUAGUGGAAGACACUUGGAAUGUUCAGAUUUCUAGAAACCCCAUGUGGAUACUUUUGCAAAAACUCAAAAUACUCAGUAAAAAGCUCAGUCAAUGGUCCAGAGAAGUUAUUGGCAAUGUUUAUGAUAAAGUCAAUGUAUGGGAAGCCAAGAUGCAAGACCUGGAAAACAUGGAUAGCUCUCUUAACACUGAGAAAACUAGAGAAGAGCUUAACAAGGGCAAUGCUGAAUAUAUUAGAUGGUUGGAUAUGCAAGACAAACUUCUUAAGAAAAAAGCUCAUAUCAAAUGGACCGAUGAUGGAGAUAGAAACAACAAAUACUUUUAUUGCUUGAUCAGAGAUAGAACAAGAAGGCUUCAACUGCACAGAAUAAAAAAAAGAAAUGGCAGUUGGGUUCAAGGAGAUGAGGGUAUUUCCAAGGCUGCCAUAGAUCAUUUUGAACAUAUGUUCAAUCUCAACCACAAUUUUACUGAUCACAACAUCCUUAAUGUGAUCCCUGAAUGUAUCAAUCAUAAUGAAAAUGUUUCUCUCACUACCAUUCCUGAUUUAGAGGAGAAUGUUACACCCUAUAUCUUAGAACUAAUGUUAGACUCGUAUCGUUAG
Molecule: messenger RNA, 1056 nt
Organism: Lycium ferocissimum
Lineage: Eukaryota; Viridiplantae; Streptophyta; Magnoliopsida; Solanales; Solanaceae
Exons: 3
Coding region: 1-1056 (351 amino acids)
Source: RefSeq, a predicted model, not a curated record